Molecule: messenger RNA, 560 nt
Organism: Lagopus leucura (white-tailed ptarmigan)
Lineage: Eukaryota; Metazoa; Chordata; Aves; Galliformes; Phasianidae
Gene: PPIL1
Product: peptidylprolyl isomerase like 1
Exons: 4
Coding region: 35-535 (166 amino acids)
Biological process (GO): protein folding; protein peptidyl-prolyl isomerization
Cellular component (GO): catalytic step 2 spliceosome
Molecular function (GO): peptidyl-prolyl cis-trans isomerase activity
Source: RefSeq, a predicted model, not a curated record
GCUUCCGGUGCCGGCGGCAAUAGCGGCGCACAGCAUGGCCGCCGUCCCGCCUGACUCCUGGCAGCCGCCCACCGUCUCCAUGGAGACCACGAUGGGCACCCUGGUGUUGGAGCUGUACUGGCGCCACGCUCCGCGCACCUGCAAGAACUUUGCUGAGCUGUGCCGCCGCGGGUAUUACAACGGCACCCGGUUCCACCGCAUCAUCCGGGACUUCAUGGUGCAGGGAGGAGACCCCACGGGCACCGGCCGUGGCGGUGCUUCCAUCUACGGCAAACACUUCGAGGACGAGCUGCACUCCGAGCUGAAGUUCACCGGCGCAGGCAUCCUGGCCAUGGCCAACGCAGGGCCGGACACCAACGGCAGCCAAUUCUUCAUCACGCUGGCGCCAGCGCAGUGGUUGGAUGGCAAACACACCAUCUUUGGGCGCGUGUGCCAAGGCAUCGGGGUGCUGGGCAGGGUGGGCAUGGUGGAAACCAACGCUCAGGACCGACCUCUGGAUGAUGUGAAAGUCCUCAAAGCCGUCCCUGCUGGGUGACGCAGGGAAUAAAAGCGUGCAUGGA